Neltuma alba is the source of this 1542-nucleotide messenger RNA. RefSeq names its product protein DETOXIFICATION 34. The record is from RefSeq and is a predicted model, not a curated record. NCBI's taxonomy places the organism in Eukaryota, Viridiplantae, Streptophyta, Magnoliopsida, Fabales, Fabaceae. Gene Ontology annotation, molecular function: antiporter activity; xenobiotic transmembrane transporter activity. Gene Ontology annotation, cellular component: membrane. The transcript is spliced from 7 exons. Gene Ontology annotation, biological process: xenobiotic detoxification by transmembrane export across the plasma membrane. The coding region runs from base 1 to 1542 and encodes 513 amino acids.
AUGGCAGAGCAGAGAAGGAGUUCAUCCUCUGGUGAAGAGAGUGAGCCGCCAUUGACCAAUGGCAGUGCCGCCCUGGAGACGGCGGAGCUCCACCAUGCUCCGGCGGGUCCGAUUGAGACUAAUGCAGGAGAUUAUCCUCCAAUAAAUAGCUUCCAAGACGUGAAGUAUGUGUGCUCUGUGGAAACCGGAAAGGUUUGGGCUAUUGCAGGCCCAAUUGCUUUUAAUAUCCUCUGCAAUUAUGGGAUCAAUUCUUUCACCAACAUCUUCGUAGGACACAUUGGAGAUAUAGAAUUAUCCGCUGUAGCCAUUGCUCUUUCCGUGGUUUCAAACUUCUCUUUUGGCUUCUUGCUUGGCAUGGGAAGUGCACUUGAGACAUUAUGUGGGCAAGCAUUUGGCGCAGGACAAGUGGAAAUGCUAGGAGUGUACAUGCAACGCUCGUGGAUAAUCCUAGGAGCAGCAUGUUUCUUUCUCCUUCCUCUUUACAUCUUUGCGAAGCCAAUCCUGAUCCUGCUAGGCCAAGAACAUGACAUAGCGGCCCUAGCAGGAACAUUCACCGUCCAAACAAUCCCUCAAAUGUUCUCCCUUGCCCUCAACUUCCCCACCCAGAAGUUCCUGCAAGCACAGAGCAAAGUGGGAGUUCUUGCUUGGAUUGGCUUCGCCGCGGUUUUUGUUCAUGUGGGGAUCCUCUAUCUGUUCAUCAGAGUGUUUGGCUGGGGCACAACUGGUGCUGCAGCAGCCUAUGACAUAUCUGCUUGGGCGAUUGCCUUGGCUCAAGUGGCUUAUGUGGUUGGCUGGUGCAAUGAAGGAUGGAGAGGCCUGUCAUGGCUCGCCUUUAAGGAUCUUUGGGCAUUUGUGAAGUUGUCCAUUGCCUCUGCUGUUAUGCUUUGUCUGGAGAUUUGGUACUUCAUGACCAUUAUUGUUCUCACUGGUCACCUUGAUAAUCCAGUUAUUGCUGUUGGCUCGCUUUCUAUAUGCAUGAACGUGAAUGGGUGGGAAGGCAUGCUGUUCAUAGGGAUCAAUGCAGCGAUAAGUGUGAGGGUUUCAAAUGAGCUAGGAUCAGGACACCCAAGAGCUGCAAAGUUCUCUGUCAUCGUCACGGUCAUCGAGUCCCUCUUCAUAGGGAUCAUUUGCGGAGCCAUUAUUCUGAUCACAAAAGAUGAUUUUGCAGUCAUCUUCACUGACAGUGCUGAGAUGAAAAAAGCAGUUUCUCAUCUAGCUUCCCUUCUUGGAGCAACUAUGGUUUUAAAUAGUGUUCAACCAGUUAUAUCAGGUGUAGCUGUAGGAGGAGGUUGGCAGGCUUUGGUAGCUUACAUAAACCUAUUCUGUUAUUACGUAAUUGGACUCCCUCUUGGCUUUCUUCUUGGUUACAAAGCGGGUUUAAGAGUAGAGGGCAUUUGGGUAGGCAUGAUAUGUGGGACAUUGUUGCAGACGAUAAUAUUGUUGUACAUUAUAUAUAAAACUAACUGGAACGAAGAGGUGGAACAAGCAACAGAAAGAAUGCGAAGAUGGACUGGACAAGAAUUUGAACUUGCUUCCUCAUAA